Macrosiphum euphorbiae (potato aphid) is the source of this 717-nucleotide messenger RNA. The record is from the annotation of a GenBank genome assembly. Lineage: Eukaryota; Metazoa; Arthropoda; Insecta; Hemiptera; Aphididae.
AUGAAAAUAAUCGCAAAAUACAGCGCUAUCUUAGAACCGGUUACAAAUGUUUUACAAGGUGUAUCAAUGGAGCUUUAUAAAGUUCGGGAACAUGUAGAGGAAUUGUUAAAAAUGUUAGAAGACAAUAGAACAAAUGCAAAUGAAAUCUUUGAUUUAUUAUUUACUGAUGCCAAAUCUAUAGCAGAUGAUUUUGAAAUCACUAUUACAUGUCCCAGAAUAACUGGAAAACAAUCACAUAGAAACAAUUAUUCUUAUGAAUCAUCCAAAGAUUAUUAUCGAGUAUCAAUUUUUCUACCUUAUCUAGAUUCAAUAAUUCAGUGUAUGAAAGAAAGAUUUGAAAAAAGUAAUAGUGUUGCUUUUUCACUACAACACCUUCAUCCAGCAUUAUUUAUAAAAAUGAAAAAACAAGAGUGCACUGACAGCAUAACUAAUAUUUAUAAUUUUUAUAAAAUUGAAAAUCUGUUAGCUGAAAGUGAAAACAUUUUUCUGCCUUUGCCAGCUACAAGUUGUGCAGCCGAAAGGUCAUUUAGCACUUUACGAAGAGUUAAAACUUGGCUUCGAUCUACGACGGGUGAAGACCGAUUAAAUGGCCUAUGUAUGUUAAGUGUCCAUCGUGAAAGAGUUAAUAUAAGAAAAGAUAAAUUAAUUGAACAGUUAAUAACAAGGUUUGCAAGAGAACAACCACGAAGACUUUUUUAUUUAAUAACGAAUAAAUAG